Messenger RNA from Mycosarcoma maydis (corn smut), 3363 nucleotides. RefSeq lists its product as uncharacterized. NCBI's taxonomy places the organism in Eukaryota, Fungi, Basidiomycota, Ustilaginomycetes, Ustilaginales. Bases 1 to 3363 code for a protein of 1120 amino acids. The transcript has a single exon. The record is from RefSeq and is a predicted model, not a curated record.
AUGCGCGUGCCACAGUCAUGGGCCUCGGCGCUGCUUGUCGUGGUAGCAACGCUGGCUCGAGUGAAUGGUCGAGUUUGCCUUUCCACCUCGACUUUGUCUAACGGAUACUUGAUCGCAAAGAUGGGCGAGACCACCGAGAUCCUCACGUCUAGCUAUGACGCACCAGUCGUCCACCACACGGCUGCGAGCUUCGCUUCAGACUUGAUGCACCUGGUGCGCUCGUCACGUGUAGUUGUUCGAAACGUCACGUCGGCCUCGAUCAAGAUGCUCGCGUCGCAAAAGAGGGAAAGGACAAUCAUCUUUGGUAGUAUAAAUGGAUCCGGGUUCAUGCGUGAACUCGUGGCGAUGGAUCGGGGCGUGGCGAAGGAGGUGCAGAAGGUGCAAGGCAAGUGGGAGUCAUGGGUUUCGGUCGAGCUCAGUGCGGGAUCGGGAGUGGUGGUGAUGGGCUCGGACAAGAGGGGUGCUGCGUAUGCGCUUUACACGUUGAGCGAGGAGCUGGGUGUGAGUCCUUGGAAGUGGUUCGCCGAUGUAAAACCUACUAUGUCUCAUUCGGCUGUAUACUACUCGCCUUCGGCUCGUCCAUCUUCCGGCGGCGAUGCUUUUGGUUCCACUGCAUGCUCUCACGGUCCACCACUCGUCAAGUACCGCGGUAUCUUUCUCAACGAUGAAGCACCCGCACUCACCAACUGGGCACGAACGCACUUCAAAGGACCGUUUCCACCGAAAAGCGCACCUCAAUCUUUCAACGACGCACUGUACAUGCAUGUGUUCGAGUUGCUGCUACGCCUUAAAGCCAAUCUGAUCUGGCCUGCCAUGUGGUCGGAUUCGUUCGCAGUGGCCGGGCUGCGCGACCUCCCCAAUCGCGGAAUCAACGGCACCGGUGCAGCAGGACCGAAUCAGAAGCUCGCCGAUCGGAUGGGGAUCGUGUUCGGUACUUCGCAUCAAGAGCCCAUGGCUCGUAACACGCCUGAAUGGAACACCUGGUAUCAAGGUCCAUGGGACUACGCUACCAAUACCGAGAACAUCACCACGUAUUGGAAGUACGGUGUGCAGCGUGCACAAGGCCUCGAUACCAUGUUCACCAUGAGCAUGCGUGGAAAUGGUGACAAAGCACUCGCUGGAGCCAACAUGGAGCUGCUCCAGCAUAUCAUGGCCAAGCAAAAGAGUCUAUUGCCACACGACGAUCGCUCGAAUUCGAGCAAGGUGACAGUACCCAUGAUCAUGUGUCUGUACACCGAAGUGCAGGGCUACUACGACCAAGGCCUGCAGGUGCCCGAAGACAUUACAUUACUCUGGACCGAUGACAACUACGGCUUCAUACGCCGUAUUCCAACCGAGCAAGAAAAGACAAGAUCCGGUGGUGCGGGCCUUUACUAUCACGCCGACUAUGUUGGUCCACCUCGUUCGUACAAAUGGAUCAAUACGGUCAACCUGAUCAACGCCUGGGAACAGCUCAACGUCGCAUUCCUCAACGGCCAGACGCACAUGUUUAUGCUCAACGUCGGCGACUUGAAGCCGGUCGAAGUUCCGAUCCAUUUCACCCUGAGCAUGGCGUAUGAUAACAGCCACCUCGGUCAUGCUAGCAACGUCUCCACUUGGCUCGACAACUGGGCGAUCGACACCUUCGGCAAGGGCGAUGGGGAUCAGCACCUAAAGAUCGCACAGGUAGUGAGUGGAUAUUCGUGGCUCAACUCUCGCAUCAAGCCUGAGUUGGUCAAUGCAACAACGUGGAGCAGCGUGCAUUACGGCGAGGCGGAAAGCGUGCUUUCUGAAUGGGAGCGUCUUGUGUCGAUUGUACAGGACGAUCUGAUUCCGUAUUUUCGAGGCACACGCAACUGGGAUGCAUUUUACCAGUUAGUAGCGUACCCAACGCUGGCAUCGGCCAACUUGAACCGCAUGUACGUCGCUGUUGGACGCAACAUGCUCGCGGGGACGCAGGCCAAGAACUCGGCCAACAGCUGGGCUCGAACCGCACGUGAGCUGUUCCACCACGACGCCGAGCUCACCGCUGCGUACCACGCAUUGGCUGACGGCAAGUGGCAGCAUAUGAUGGCACAGCCGCACAUGGGCAGUCAAUACUGGCAGCAACCCAUGCGCAACACGGUGCCUCCCCUGAGCGAGGUACAGGUAGCUCAUUCCGAUUGGCCCGAUACGGCUAUGGGAAGCAACAUUCGCGUGAGUGUGGACGCAAGCAUGGGUGCAUGGCCCGGUGACAAUCAGUACAACUGUGCAGAUGGGUACAACUGCCCCGACCCCAGCUUGGAAGCGUUGGCAAGGUACGACGGUAACCAAAAGAGGAGCAUCUGGGUGAGCACAGCCGACUCGAACGCGUUCUCGUUCAGCGCGACUACCAACGUUUCUUGGUUGCACCUUGACGCUCGUCUUGCUUGGUCCAGCCCUCGAGCCGCUACCGGAAGCACGAAUCGCACGCAAACAUGGACUGUUUCACCGGCUACAAACAAGUGGUUUGAAAAGCGCCAAAAUGACACCAUCCUCGGUAUCGAUUUCGACGGAGGCGGAGGCGGAGGCGGCAACUUUGACGACGAAGUCGAGGUGUUGGUAGACGUCGACUGGUCUCACUUUGACCUGAUCAGCUGUAUUGGUACCUCGAGUGCGGCUAGGAUGCAGUCGGGCUUAGUGUACAUCAACACGACCAGUGCGGCUGCUGGACGCUAUGUCGGCAUGUCAGCGCCUACCAACGUCACGGUGACGCUGAGUGUCGACCCAUGUACGCUCUCGGCGUCUCGGUUGAUCUCGAAAGGCACCUUUGUCAGCUCCACCGAUGGAGCUGUGUCGAUGCUUGCCAAGCACGCCACCAUCGAGCCGGCACGCAACGCUUCCACUCGUGCCUACCUCGAACUUCUGCCCGGCUACGGACUGCUCGGAUCGGCAGUCACCGUGCUCCCACCCACUGCCGACUCCAUCCCUGUCGCAGACGGACCGUCGCUCGCAUUCGACUUUUUCGACGUCGCCGACUCCUCGUCCAGUGAUACUUGGGCUUGGUACAAUGUGACGCUCUGGCUGAGCCCGAUUCUCAACUACAGAGCUAAACGGCCGCUUCGGUACCUACUCGAACUGGACAACGAUCCAGCUUCGCGUAUUCUCGUGACGCCGGUGCCGGACAACAUCACGCCUGGCACCAAUUCGGCGGAUUGGGCAAACGUCAUCAGCGCCAAUAUCCGGAAAGUGACAACACUGCUGCAGAGCAAUCGCACCACAGCGGUAGCAGGAAAGCACAUGCUAAGGUGGUGGCCUCUGGAGCCAGGGUUGGUGCUGGAAAAGGUCGUGGUGGAGCCCAAAGCAGGCAGAACGCCGUUGACCAGUUUGGGUAUGCCCGAGAGCGGCAGAGUAGCGAUGGUGUAA